Molecule: messenger RNA, 1252 nt
Organism: Batrachochytrium dendrobatidis JAM81
Lineage: Eukaryota; Fungi; Chytridiomycota; Chytridiomycetes; Rhizophydiales
Exons: 3
Coding region: 31-1239 (402 amino acids)
Molecular function (GO): chloride channel activity
Source: RefSeq, a predicted model, not a curated record
UACUGAGCUACCAACCCUGUAUUCUAAACCAUGUCGGCGUCCACUGUCAAGUCGUCUGAAAUUGUUCUUUUAGAGGUACCAAGCACAAGCACAACCACACUCCACCCUCGACAGUCUUCUAUUAGCAAACACUAUGGAGAAUCCACUGUCAACCAAAAGGAACUUUCAUCACCAAGAGCUUCCACUGAUCUUGAACGAGGUGAAAGUGUUUUGCGAGAAACCAGCACGCACAUCAGCAACACUCAGCAGUAUGGCCACAAGGAACUUUUUGCUAUCAAGGCAUCUGUUGUUCCUAAAAUUCUUUUUCCUACAUUGAUUCUUGGUGCAUGGGCUUCAUGGUGGUCAGCAGCAUAUAUGGUUCUUGGAUGGAAAAGUGUUGGUGUACAGAAUCAACUAAUUGGUAUCAUUUCAGUUGUAAUGGGUCUGCUACUGGUCUUUAGGACCAACACCGCAUACGACCGAUUCUGGGAAGCUCGUCGAUUAUGGGGCACUCUCUUUUCGCACACUCGUAAUCUUACUCGUCUUAUAUGGGUGCACUGCGCUGCAUCUGAAGAGAAGGAUCUCAUCAAUAAGUUUAGUGUCACUAACCUGAUCUUGGCCUUUGCAGUGGCUGUUAAGCAUCAUCUGCGUGAAGAAAGUGGCUACAAAUACGACGAUCUGCAUAAUCUGUUGAUCCAUUUACCCGAUUACCGUCCUGGUGCUUUCCAUCCUAAAGUGGCCAACUUACCAUUGUUAAUUACUCAUCAUAUUGCGUCCUAUACCACAUUUGUUCGUAAAAAUGAUAAGGUGGAUAUUCCAUCCUUUGCGGCCAUGGUUGCUUCUGUCUCAGGCAUGGUUGAUUGUCUUAGCAACUUUGAACGUAUUCGAAACUGUCCUAUUCCUCUAGCCUAUUCGAUCCAUCUCAAACAAACACUUUUCGUGUAUCUUCUUUCACUUCCCUUUCAGUUGGUGAUCUCCAUGGGAUGGGCCACUAUCCCCCUUGUAUUCAUUGCAUCCUUUACUCUGCUGGGUAUUGAGGCUAUUGGAGGUGAGAUUGAGAAUCCAUUCGGAUACGAUCCCAACGAUCUGCGUGUUGACGAGUUUUGCAAUGAAAUCCGUACGGAACUGGCACUAUUCAAGGACCAUCCAAUCGGUGUUAGUCCUACCCAGUGGGAAACACCGGUAGAUAUCACUGCUCCAGAGUAUUCGACAUUUAUCAAGAUUAAUCAAUUUCGUACUGGAUCUCGCAAGGCUGAAUAAAUCACAUUUGUUG